AUGGGUAACUGCUUGGUGAGAAGUAGUAACAGAGUUUUAGCAGAAGAUGAUGAUGAUGUUCUACAUUUGCACCCACAUAGAAAAGAAGAAGAAAAAGCUCAUGAUGUGAAGGUGAAGGAAGCAGCUAAAAGGAGGAAAAAGACGGUGAGUUUCAGAUUACAUGAAGAAGAAGAAGAAGAAGAUGAAGAUGAGAUUCAUGAGAAUGGUGGUGGUGUUAAAGAAAAUCCUAAUAAUAAUGAUAAUGGUAAAGGGGAUCCAAAAAGUGGGGUUGUGAGGAUUAAAGUGGUUUUAACUCGGCAAGAGUUGAAACAAUUAGUAAUGGGUUCUGAGAUGCCCAAGGAUAAUAAUAAUAAUUCACAGCCACACAUCUCUUGUGUGGAAGAAUUGUUGAAUGUAAUAAAGUCCAGAGGAAGGAUGGUUUCUGAAAUAAAAGAAGGUCGUCCAGGAAUAAAGAAUGAUGGAAGUUGGAGGCCAUCAUUGGAAAGCAUUGCUGAGGAAUCAUAUUAG
Molecule: messenger RNA, 507 nt
Organism: Ziziphus jujuba (common jujube)
Lineage: Eukaryota; Viridiplantae; Streptophyta; Magnoliopsida; Rosales; Rhamnaceae
Exons: 1
Coding region: 1-507 (168 amino acids)
Source: RefSeq, a predicted model, not a curated record